Drosophila mojavensis is the source of this 1853-nucleotide messenger RNA. RefSeq lists its product as uncharacterized. The record is from RefSeq and is a predicted model, not a curated record. The transcript is spliced from 2 exons. Bases 707 to 1078 code for a protein of 123 amino acids. Lineage: Eukaryota; Metazoa; Arthropoda; Insecta; Diptera; Drosophilidae.
AUUUUCAUAUUUGAUUUUUUUAUGCUCAAAACCUCUUAGAUAUUCAUAUGAAAAGCAUAAACGAAUAUAUUCGUAUUAAUUCAGCUUUCAUUAAAUUUAUAAAUCAAUAUUGUUGCAUUCGCUGCUGACAAAAUUCACAUAAAAUUUGAUUCAUUGGUAUUUUAAUAUUCAUAUAUUUUCAUUAAAAUAUUGUGAAAAACGUCAAGCUCGUGAGCUCUUAGCGGCUUACUUAAUGUGUAUUUAGUAUUAAAAUAGAAUGGAAUAGGUUUUGGGAAUUAAAUUGUAUAGCGGAAAAUGUUGUAGGAUGAGCUAGCUAAGGGAAUUCGAAUACACAAAUAAAUGUACAAAUGUGCUUACACACGAGCUGCGUUUGUUUGCGAUCUAACCCCUGGCUGCCUCUGGUUGGCUGGGCUGACUCUGUUGGCAACCCUAAGCCCUUUUUGUUGGGGCAUUUAAAUUUGUUAAAGCGCUGGCAAUUUGACUGACAGUCGACGUCAAAGGGCGCAUGUACUUAAUACGCAGACGACGUGCUGCUCGACAAAACAAGCAUAAUAAACGUCAGAGUGCCAAAAAAGAAUAUACAUCUACAUAUAUAAGAAGGGUUGCCCGCCCCCUUGCAGCGUGCAUCAAAAUGCCAUAAAGAACAUGUUGGCGAACCAAUAAAACGUAGACAGCAGUGAAAAGAGGAAAACCGACAACUAAAUAAAUGAACUGCAGCCGUCUCAGCGAAACAACUCAUACGAAUGCGAACGAGCCCGAAGAAGGGGGCUCACGUCGCAGGAAGACUGAAACAGUCAUGUGUGCGAGUGCGACUAGGACACUGGGAACAGGACAUAGGACACAUAACAUAGGACGCAGAGCGCAGGACGUUGACGCAGGACCUUCCGCCAGGCGAUCGAGCGAUAGGCAUCCUACACGCUCAUCUUGUCCGAAACUUGGGUCACAAAAUACUGAGCUGGAAGCGGGCUGCGGUCAGGAUGCCGAAAUUUCGAGGCUGCCGCUGCUGCUGCCGCUGCCGCUGCCUGAAAAUGUAAAAAGAACUUGGCAGCACACUGCAAAUGGGCAUAAAAUUAGUUAGGUCAGUCGUUGGGCACACACGUCUGCGGAUGUGACCAGGGAGCAGUCAGCCAGUCAACGGAUGCCCUUGACACACAGAGAAAGCGAGAGAGCGCGAGAGGGAGAGAGCGAGAGAGAGAGAAAGAGAGAAGGAGAGGAGGAAAGAGUGAAUGACAUAGCACAAUGAACUUGGCCUUUGGUUUGCCAUGCACAAACGUUUAUUAUGUUGAUAAGAAAAGCAAAACACAACGGCAUAAAUAAUGGCAGCUGCUCAUUUGCCUGUAAUUUAGUGUUCAGCAGGACGCUGACUGAUAACCGGGCGGACAAAGGACAAAGGGACAGCAACACAUAACCAAAACGGCAAAAGGUUGCUGCUGCUUGACAUGCAGAUGGGCACGCCACGCUCAUAAUUUACUCAAAUUUACAUGUGGCAAAUCUGUCACAUCUGCCGCGCACUUUAAGGCCAUUUUAAAGUUGGCCUCACGCAGCAGCCAAUUCACCUGCACGAGCCACGUUAUGCAAGCAGCUAACGCCGCAAGUCCACGCAGCAAUCGCGGAAUUGUGUAAAUUUGAAGCCAUAAACGCGCGCUGCGCAACUGCAAAUGCGAUUUGAUGAUUGCUUUGCGGCAGGGCUCACGGGCCGUAUGAGCGAUUUCUCUGUGUAACGUCUGUAGCGAUUGAUGGAAUGUGUGAAGUGUUGACAACUUAGCUUGCUGAUGUUGAGAAGACGAUUACAAUUUGAAUACAUUUAUAAUUUUAAAUUAGAGAUUUACAUUUAAAUUUAAAUGAAAAUAACA